AAUGACAUAAAUCAAACAGAUCUCAAUUUUACGAACCAUGUUAGGUAUUUAAAUUGCAAAUAAACCUUAAAAAGAACGUUGCACACUCAAUAAAUGAUUUUAACACAAUGGAUCCAUCACCGGACAUGAUGGAACCAUCAAUAAAAAAGUCUAGCGUAAAAUUAGAAGAUAGUUUUCCAUUCGAUGUCUUAGCAACUCUUUUCUGCUGCUAAACCAACCAUGCAGAAAACUCCAGGAAAGUCGAACAUCGCUGGGAGUGACUUCCAUCGGAAGCGUGUUAUGCCAAACAUUCCACGACCCAUUAAACCGAAACCUUUUAGCAACCAAAAUAUAAAAUGUGACCUCGACGCCAAUGAAAACACUGAAGAUGGCAAGAACAGAAAAAAAUCUCACCCACAAGAAGCUGCAGCUAAAACAAAGAAAGAUAAAAAUAAAUAUUUUGGUCCUGCAGAAAAUGCACCAACCAAACCUAUUAUAGAAUGCUUUAUUGAUAAGAACUUCGUAAACAAUCCCGUCAUCAUUGAAUCUAGAAUGAAGAAAUGUACUCCUAUCAAGAAGAUAAACUUUAAUGUACCAAAAGAUGAGAAAGUCAAAUCGGUGCACUAUGACGAGGCCAUGGAUUGGCGGGACUACCACCAGCUGUCAGUUAUUUACAAAUUCAUGGAUGACUUGGAAGCUGACUUCCCCGCACUGUGCACUACGGGGAUCAUUGGCACGUCAGUCGAAGGUCGAGGGCUGAAGAUCCUAAAGAUUUCUAACAGCAACGCAAGCAACUCAGCGGUGUGGGUGGACGCGGGCAUUCAUGCGCGUGAGUGGAUCGCGCCCGCCGUCAACACGUUCCUCGCCAACCAUAUCAGCAGGAACUUUGAUACGCUUCCAGAGUGCAUCAGAAAUAAGGACUGGUAUUUUCUACCAGUGGUGAAUCCAGAUGGGUACCACUACUCGCACACCACUGAUCGCAUGUGGCGUAAAAAUCGUGCGUGGCACCGCGGUCAAUGCGUGGGAGUAGACCUUAACAGAAACUUCAGUAUCGGUUGGGGUGGCCAUGGAUCAUCAGAUCAACCCACAAAUGCAUUCUACAGAGGUCCUGAACCAUUCUCUGAGCCAGAAUCAUCAGCUAUAAGGGACAUAUUCAUGAACUCAGGAAUAAACUUCAAGGUGUAUAUAACACUCCACAGCUACGGACAAAUCAUAAUAUUCCCGUACGCAUGCAGUCAUGAACUGGCUCCAGAUUAUGUACGUCUUCUCCAAGGGGCCACUGCUAUGUCAAAGGCCAUUUAUGAUACCAAUGGUAAUACAUACAAAGUGGGCAUUUCAAGAGACGUCAUGUAUGGAGCAGCCGGCACCAGCAAUGACUUUGCACACGCAGCAGCCGGCAUACCUUACUGCUACCUUAUAGAACUUAGAAGCAAGAAACACAAGUUCAAACUACCAAAAGAACAAAUACAAGAAACUGGUAACGAAAUAUACAACUGCGUUGAAGCACUGAUGGAAUUUGUUGAUUCCUACAAACCUAAGAAACACGCACACAAAGAAAAGAUAUUAAUAAACAAGAAAGAGCCGACAUUCAAUAAAAGCUUUCCCGAUAUGGCUCCGAGCGCUUCCCACAUAAGAAAACGUGAAUCUUACGAUAAGAUAACCUAUUCUUAUGCAAAGAAAAGUGAUUCUUUCGUGCAAAGGGACAACUCUUAUAUUAGAUGGCCUAAUGUAGCCUUGAAGAAGGAAAAUCCUAACCAUAUGAGUGAUAACUUUACUAAAGUCGAUAGUGGUAGCCUCGACCAUUAUCUAGACAAUGGAAAUGAAGUUCCAGCACAAACAGUAGAAUCUGAUGAUGAUGGUGAUGAGGAUGAUGAUGAUGAUUCCUUUGAUGGCAUGAAAUUUAUCAGACUUUCAAGUGACAACAGCGGAUCAUUUUUGCACUUGAAUAAUCCGACCAGUCGAAAAAAUAAUAGAUUUCGUAGCUCUAGGGGUUCUUACCUGCACAAAACAGAUUCUUACGAGAAGCAAACUAGUUCCCGACACAAUAAAGGUGCAGAAAAAGCUGAUUCUUUCUGUUAUGUGGAUGAUAUUUUCUUAAAGGGAUCUACUCAUGACUUGGAUAGUGAAAUUUUCCUCUUGGCAGACAGUCAAUCGCCUCCCAAUAAUGGCAGUCAGACCAUAAUUAAUAAAAGAGAGUCUUUAAAUAAGUUUGAUGUAUUCACAAAAGAAACCAAUACUCAGGUGUAUCCUGAAAAGAGUAAUACUCUAUUGAACUCUGAUGAUUCUAUCUGGCAGAGAGAGAAUUCACUGGUAUUGCAAAACUUAUCCGAACAGAGACAACACGCGAAUAAAGGGCCAAAUGUAAUUUCUUCUGCUUUUCGAAGGUAUGCAUGUGUAGACAUUUCAAUAAAUAUAUGGAAAGAAGAACGUAGUACAAUGGAUAUUAUGGUGAACGGCCCUCGGGCUGCCCAAGUGGCUGGAAUACUCCAUGAAAGGGACAUACCAUACUCAAUAGCCAUACCUGAUGUUGCCGUCUUGCUUGAAAGGGAACAGGGCCAUGUGUUGUCAAAGACCUUCAAGAGGUCUUCUACUUUCGGAGACCAUAAGAAGAUGGAUUGGCAGAGUUACCACAGACUGGACACCAUUUAUGAGUUUAUGGACAACCUGGUUAUUGAAUAUCCGUACUUGUGUUCAGUCAUCGUCAUCGGGAAAUCAUCGGAAGGGAGGGAUAUAAAAAUGUUAAAAAUAUCGAAUGGCAACGAGAACAACGUGGGCGUCUGGGUGGACGGUGCCAUACAUCCUCGGGAGUGGAUCAGCCCAGCAGUGGUCACGUACAUAGCCGAUAGGAUAGUCAGGACUUUUAAUGAACAACCUGAAAGCGUCACCAAUAAGGACUGGUACAUCCUACCAGUGAUGAAUCCAGACGGCUACGAGUACACUCACACACACGAUAGGAUGUGGCGAAAGAAUCGAAGGCGCUUCGGGGAGUGUGUGGGAGUAGAUCUAAAUAGAAACUUCAGCUACGGUUUCGGUGAGAAAGGAGAAGAAGGGUCGUCAGAUGACCCUGGUAACGUGUUCUACAGAGGACCGAAAGCCUUCUCCGAGCCAGAGACUGCUGCUGUUAGGCGCCAAAUACUGGAAGCUAAGACGAAUUUCAAGGUGUUCCUGUCGUUUCAUAGUUACGGAGAAGUCAUCAUAUUCCCAUGGGGCUACACUAGUGAACCUUGUCCUGACUACGUUGAGCUGCUAGAAGGAGGCACGGCUAUGGCUAAAGCAAUCUUCAACACAAACGGUCGCACAUACAAAGUUGGAAGCACAAAAGACCUUAUGUACUAUGCAUCAGGGACUAGUAUCGACUGGAGUUAUGCCGUCACGAACAUUCCGUACUCUUACAUGAUAGAACUUAGAGGGAAGACUCACAGAUUUUUGUUACCCAAAGAAGAAAUCAUUUCCACUUCCACAGAAAUAUUAAAUGGUGUGUUAAGACUUAUGGACUUUGUAGACAGACGAUGCACGGGAACACAGUCUUGUGUCUGUCCGAAAUAAACAAUGGAUAUGUAACAAACAGAAUCUUUUGAGAUCUAGAAGUAACUGAGACCACUGUAAAAUACAUCUUAAUUACAUUGAUACAGAGACGAAAUAAAAUAAUAAGUGACAAGAAAAUUCUAGUUUAAACAAACCAUUAUACUUUAAAGAACCAGUUUCAAUGGUCUGGGUUACUUCUUGAUCUGAAUCUCUAUCAACAGUGACAUUUAUACCAAUCAAGUUUUGCAACCUACUUUUAAGUUAUUGUUUCAAAUUAAUACACUAUUUAUUACGAAAAAGUUUCAACGUAGCAUUUUUCAAUUACCAUUCCUGUGACAUGUUUACCAAGGAUUUUUUUCCAAAGAUGUACAAUUUCCCAGUUUGAAUAGUCUAAGUACAAGAAGUGAGGUCUUACAAUAUUGUAAUAAAUAUAACGUAAAUAGUGUAAAUAAUAGCUGCUUGUACAUUAA
Molecule: messenger RNA, 3974 nt
Organism: Spodoptera frugiperda (fall armyworm)
Lineage: Eukaryota; Metazoa; Arthropoda; Insecta; Lepidoptera; Noctuidae
Exons: 14
Coding region: 220-3525 (1101 amino acids)
Biological process (GO): proteolysis
Molecular function (GO): metallocarboxypeptidase activity; zinc ion binding
Source: RefSeq, a predicted model, not a curated record